AUGAGAGUCAACAGUUUUGUAUUGGCUGUCACAGCCUUUUCAGCUGUAGCUGAAGCUAUCCCAUCUACUUCGUAUGUUGAUUGGAAGACUUUCAAGGCUACGGGAGUGAACCUUGGUGGCUGGCUGGUUCAGGAGGCUGUCCUCGAUGCUGGGUUCUGGGAUACGUACGGCGGCAACACCACUGACGAGUGGGGUUUAUGCGUUCGGCUCGGCUCACAAUGCGGUCCGGUAUUGGAGAGGAGAUAUGCAACCUUCUUUCGACCAUCCGACAUUGACAAAUUGGCCAAGGCUGGUGUCGAAAUUCUGCGCAUCCCAACCAACUACGCCGCUUGGAUUAAGGUUCCCGGAUCUCAGUUGUACAACGGAAACCAAGUCGAAUUUUUGAGGACGAUUGCGACAUACGCCAUUACCAAACACAACAUGCACAUUGUUAUCGAUAUUCACUCCCUUCCUGGCGGGAUUAACGGUCUCGGUAUCGGGGAGAAAGACGGGAGCUAUGGCUGGUUCAACAAUCAAACUGCUCUGGACUACUCUUACCAGGCUGUCGAUGCCGUGGUACGAUUUAUUCAAGACUCAGGAUCUCCUCAAUCCUACACCCUUGCACCUAUCAAUGAGCCAGUCGACAACCGCGAUUUCUCCAAGUUCGGUACGCCUGAAGCGCUCAGUGAGAGUGGCGCUGCAUGGGUGGCGAAAUAUAUUAACGGAGUCCUCGCCCGAGUUCGAGUCGUGAACCCACAUAUUCCGGUCAUGUUUCAAGGCAGCUUUCGGUCCGAGUCUUUCUGGUCACCGUACUUCGACGCUGGCGAGAAUCUUGUUUUUGACGAACAUCACUACUACUUUGCUGGUAGGCCGACUACCUCGGAGAAUUUACCAAGCUUCAUCUGUGAAGAUGCCAAAAGUUCUGUUGGAGAUGGCAAGUUUCCGGUCUUCAUCGGCGAAUGGUCAAUUCAAGCGGUGAGCAACAACACCUUCGCUAGUAGGGCAAGGAACCUGAACAGCGGAUUGUAUGCCUGGUCCAAGUACACGCAGGGUAGCACCUACUGGACGGCAAAGUUUUCGGGGGACGCCCCUGUCGAUGGGCAAGGGACCCAGAGCGACUACUGGAAUUACGAAGGAUUUAUUGACUCCGGGUUCAUCAAGCCAACUUCUGCGGAUGGGUUUUGCCCUUAG
Molecule: messenger RNA, 1170 nt
Organism: Colletotrichum gloeosporioides
Lineage: Eukaryota; Fungi; Ascomycota; Sordariomycetes; Glomerellales; Glomerellaceae
Exons: 1
Coding region: 1-1170 (389 amino acids)
Biological process (GO): glucan catabolic process
Cellular component (GO): extracellular region; cell surface
Molecular function (GO): glucan exo-1,3-beta-glucosidase activity
Source: RefSeq, a predicted model, not a curated record